This is a messenger RNA of Teleopsis dalmanni, 673 nucleotides long. RefSeq names its product thyrostimulin beta-5 subunit (gene Gpb5). The record is from RefSeq and is a predicted model, not a curated record. Gene Ontology annotation, biological process: G protein-coupled receptor signaling pathway. Bases 26 to 523 code for a protein of 165 amino acids. Lineage: Eukaryota; Metazoa; Arthropoda; Insecta; Diptera; Diopsidae. Gene Ontology annotation, molecular function: hormone activity. Gene Ontology annotation, cellular component: extracellular region; cytoplasm. The transcript is spliced from 2 exons.
GGAACUGUUGAUUUCAGUGCUCAAAAUGAAUCUUAUUCUACUUGUUAUAAUGUUAGGCAUGCUUUGUAGAGGUUUCUGUGUACAACUACUGGAGAUGCAACCAAUAAACAGUAGUCCCACUGCUGCACCUUUGGGCUGCCAUCGUCGCUUAUACACCUACCGAGUAACGCAAGUCGAUGCUAAAGGACGUGAGUGUUGGGACUAUGUUAGUGUUAUGUCAUGUUGGGGGCGUUGUGAUUCAAGUGAAAUUUCCGACUGGAAAUUCCCUUACAAGCGCUCAUAUCAUCCGGUCUGCGUACAUGCGUCUCGACAGCCAGCAGUAGCGGUACUACGAAACUGUCAUCCUGAAGCUGGCGAAGAGGCUCGCCGAUACGAGUAUAUGGAAGCUGUGAGCUGCCACUGUCAUACUUGCUCGUCACUGGACACAAGCUGUGAAGCACCAGCAAAUAACAUGUUAGACGACAAAUCGGGUGUAAAAGUUUUAGCUUUAACAGGUUCUGAUUCGGACGGUUUGGAUUAUUAGUUGAACAAUAUUAUGAAAUUGACAGACAGAUGAAAUCAAUUGUAAAUAAUUUAAAUUGCAAAAAUAAGUCAAUAUUAUUUUUAUUAUAUUUUUUAAUUUUUAUUAAAUAUUUUAACUAAAUUAUCGUAUUGGCAUAAGCAUUGGAGCUGA